CGAAUUGAAAGUGGAACUAGGGUUUUAGUUAUGAAGUGCAUCCAUAAAUACUCAGCCACCAGUAGCGUUCUCUUUCUCUGUGCCAAACCCCAAAGCUUCACAGCUUCUUCGUAGACAGAGGAGAAACUUGUGAUUUCUCUACCUAAGCAAAAUGGGUAUUUCUCGUGAUUCUAUGCACAAGAGACGUGCCACUGGAGGCAAGAAGAAGGCUUGGAGGAAGAAGAGAAAGUAUGAGCUUGGAAGGCAACCUGCUAACACCAAGCUGUCAAGCAACAAGACUGUUAGGAGGGUUAGGGUUAGAGGUGGAAAUGUCAAGUGGCGUGCCUUGAGGCUUGACACAGGAAACUACUCAUGGGGAAGUGAGGCAGUGACUCGUAAAACUAGAAUUCUGGAUGUGGUGUACAAUGCCUCUAACAAUGAAUUGGUCCGUACUCAAACCCUGGUUAAGAGUGCCAUUGUUCAGGUUGAUGCAGCUCCAUUCAAGCAGUGGUAUCUCCAGCACUAUGGUGUUGACAUUGGUCGCAAGAAGAAGGCUGCAGCUUCAGCCAAGAAAGAAACAGAGGAAGGUGAGGCUCCAGCUGCUACUGAAGAGACAAAGAAGAGCAACCAUGUUGUACGAAAGCUGGAGAAGCGUCAAAAUGAACGCAAGCUUGACUCACAUAUUGAAGAGCAAUUUGGUGGUGGUCGUUUGUUAGCUUGUAUCUCAUCACGACCUGGCCAGUGUGGUCGUGCUGAUGGAUACAUCUUGGAAGGCAGAGAGCUGGAGUUCUACAUGAAGAAAUUACAGAGGAAGAAGGGCAAGGGAGCUGGUGCUGCAUAAACCACUUCUUGCAGAUCAAUUUUUCCAGUUUCACCUUUGUGUUUUCUUUUUUAGAUAAACACUGAGCUUGAGAUGAUGAGUUGUUAGACUUGAUUUUUGAAACCUUGUUAUUGUUUAAUAUUUAAUUUUGGAAACUACCAGUUUUUCUUAGAGUUAAUGGCACUUGAAUUGUCCUUAAUCUGUAUGAGAUCAUUGAUUUUACA
Molecule: messenger RNA, 1023 nt
Organism: Mangifera indica (mango)
Lineage: Eukaryota; Viridiplantae; Streptophyta; Magnoliopsida; Sapindales; Anacardiaceae
Product: 40S ribosomal protein S8-like
Exons: 5
Coding region: 152-820 (222 amino acids)
Biological process (GO): translation; maturation of SSU-rRNA from tricistronic rRNA transcript (SSU-rRNA, 5.8S rRNA, LSU-rRNA)
Cellular component (GO): cytosolic small ribosomal subunit; ribosome
Molecular function (GO): structural constituent of ribosome
Source: RefSeq, a predicted model, not a curated record